Molecule: messenger RNA, 1153 nt
Organism: Cynoglossus semilaevis (tongue sole)
Lineage: Eukaryota; Metazoa; Chordata; Actinopteri; Pleuronectiformes; Cynoglossidae
Gene: psme3ip1
Product: proteasome activator subunit 3 interacting protein 1
Exons: 9
Coding region: 1-774 (257 amino acids)
Cellular component (GO): nucleus
Source: RefSeq, a predicted model, not a curated record
AUGUGUAACGUCUACUGUCCAGAAACAGAGCUCGACGAGAAGAGGAAGAAACGACAGGAGGAGUGGGAGAAAGUCAGAAAACCGGACGACCCCGAGGAGGCUCCAGAGGAGGAGUACGACCCCCGGUCCCUCUUCGACCGACUGCAGGAGCAGAAGGACAAGAAGCAGGAGGAAUAUGAGGAGCAGUUUAAAUUCAAGAACAUGGUGAGAGGUUUGGACCAAGAUGAGACCAGUUUCCUGGACGAGGUCUCCCGGCAACAGUGCCUGGUGGAGAAGCAGCGCAGGGACGAGGAGAAGCAGGAGCUGCUGGAAUACCGAAGCGCUGUGAAGAAACAGGCUCAAACUCAGGUCGGUGAAAACCGCCGAGAACCUGAGAAGAAGGCAGCAGCGGCGCCCAAACAAUCGGGGUCCGAGCAGCGGACCAGUCACCUGUCACAGGCCCAUUUGUUGGCCGGAGCUGUGAAGAGACGCAAUUCUAGUUCCUCCCAGUCGACGGAAGGCAGUAAGAAGCAGAAGUCUGAAAUCACAGACACAGGAAACGGAGACAGACACACAGAGCAGGAGUCUGGACCAGCCAGAGGAGGAGGAGGAGGCGCAGAGGGAGAACCACAAACAGUACCGGGACUCGCGGCCAAGACCAGCCCGGCUCCUCUGACCUCCAGUCCGGGUGUGUUACACCUGCCGUCAGCAGCCAUGUGUGUCGGCGUUUUACCAGGACUCUGUGUUUAUUCAAGCAGCAGCGACUCCAACAGCAGCUCGGACAGCGAAGUUUAAGGGCGAGCGACCAAACCCUGCGCUGCCUACCCCGACGACAUCCAGCCCCCCUUCCCUUCAACCCCCCCAUCCCAACCCAAGCCACAGCGACUGCAAGCUGUGCUAUUGGCUGAGGGAACAGUGAUUGACAGCUGUGGAGCGAGGAAGAGACCGCGUUAGGCCGCGUCACAUGACUCACACCUUUUUAGCUUUCAGCGAGCAGCAGAGGAGAGAGAGACACUUGACUUUCUCUCUGUCGGGGACAAAUAGAACGAGUGAAUGUCUGUCCACCAGUCAAAUGUGAAGCUUUUGGUCAAUGAUCAUGUCGGAAAGAGUAACUGUUGUCUCAGGUGAUGAUGAGGUCUGAGCAGAGACAAAUAAAUAAAACUGUCCCCUGUGA